This is a messenger RNA of Calidris pugnax (ruff), 2083 nucleotides long. RefSeq names its product phosphatidylinositol glycan anchor biosynthesis class B (gene PIGB). The transcript has 12 exons. Gene Ontology annotation, biological process: GPI anchor biosynthetic process. Gene Ontology annotation, molecular function: alpha-1,2-mannosyltransferase activity. Gene Ontology annotation, cellular component: endoplasmic reticulum membrane. NCBI's taxonomy places the organism in Eukaryota, Metazoa, Chordata, Aves, Charadriiformes, Scolopacidae. Bases 122 to 1702 code for a protein of 526 amino acids. The record is from RefSeq and is a predicted model, not a curated record.
GAGCGCUUCGCGGCACGGCCCCGGCCACCCCUCACCUGAAGGACGGGAAACCACCGAGCGGAGACCUCCCGUUCGCUAGAGCGACCGGAAGGAAGUGCCGGCGGUGUCCCCGCCCCCGCGGAUGGAGGCGGCCGGCGGGCUGCUGGCGCGGGUCCGGGCGCGGAGGCCGGCGGCGGUGCGGCUCCGCAAGCGGCGGUCGGUGCUGUACAGCGACCCCGGACAGCGGGGCGCCGGGGGCGCCGGCGGGCCGGCCGCGCUGCUGGCGCUGACGGUGGGGCUGCGGACGCUCAAUUGCUUCCUCGUCCAGACCAGCUUCGUGCCGGACGAGUACUGGCAGUCGCUGGAGGUGGCGCAUCGCAUGGCCUUCAGUUAUGGCUACCUGACUUGGGAAUGGGCAAGCGGCUUAAGGGGCUACUCGUACCCGCUCAUCUUUGCGAGCAUCUACAAAGCUCUGCAGCUGCUGGCUAAGGAUGACGUCCAGCUGCUGAUAUGGGUCCCUAGACUUGCACAGGCCGUGCUGGCAGCUUUUGCUGAUGUGAAGCUUUACUCAUUAGUGCGACACCUUGAAAAUGCAGAAACAGCAAAGUGUGUGUACUUCUGCCAGCUGUGUUCCUGGUUUACAUGGUAUUCCUGUACCAGAACUCUAACAAACACCAUGGAAACUCUUCUUACCAUUUUUGCUCUUUCCUACUAUCCGAUAAAAGGUUCCAAGAUGGGGAGCAGUUGCAAAUAUUUAACUCUGAUAGCACUUGCAAUUGUUAUUCGUCCCACCGCUGUUAUCCCAUGGAUACCUUUGCUCUUCAGUCAUUUUUUGCAAGAACAAAGGAAAGCAGACCUUAUCCUACACAACUGCAUUCCAGUUGGAUUGGUCACAGUAGGAACUUCUUUAAUUAUUGACCGUGUGUUUUUUGGAAAGUGGGUACUUGUUCAGCUGAACUUCUUGAAAUUCAACGUACUGCAGAAUUUGGGAACAUUUUAUGGAUCUCAUCCUUGGCACUGGUACUUCACUCAGGGACUACCAGUCAUCUUGGGUACCCAUCUCCCUUUCUUUAUUCAUGGCUGUGUGGUGGCACCAAAAAGGUAUCGCAUCUUUCUAGUGACAGUGAUUUGGACAGUGUUGGUAUACAGCACACUGAGCCAUAAAGAGUUCAGGUUCAUCUAUCCAGUACUACCAUUUUGCAUGGUUUUUUGUGGAUAUUCUUUGAAACACCUGAAAGCAUGGAAGAAAUCUGCAGCAACUUUCCUGCUUUUAUCAAAUGUAGUCCCAGCCCUGUACACAGGCUUGAUUCACCAGCGAGGCUCCCUUGAUGUUAUGAGUCACGUACAGCAACUCUGUAGUAACUCUUACCAGUCACAAGCACACGUCUUCUUCAUGAUGCCAUGCCACUCUACUCCAUUUUACAGUCAUGUUCACUGUCCUCUAAAAAUGAGAUUCCUUCAGUGUCCCCCAGACCUAACCGGAAAUCAGAGCUAUAUUGAUGAAGCAGAUGUAUUUUACUCUAACCCACUUGGCUGGCUUAAUAAGGAGUUUUACAAUGAUACGUUAUUACCCAGUCAUUUGAUCUUCUUCAGUGUGCUAGAACAGGAAAUAUCAUCAUUUCUAGCUUUAAGGGGCUAUGAGAAAACAGCCACUGUCUUUCACACUCAUGUACCUCAAGGACGAGUUGGAAGCCACAUCUACGUCUACAGGAAAAAAAACUGAAAUGAAUCAUACCUGAAGAUCAGUUUCUAGACUUAAGACCUAACGAGAUCAGUUUUGCUUAGCAGUACUAUGCUUAGAUCAUCUUGUACUGCAGACAGGAGAGAGUAGUGAGUCUGAAACCGGGUAAGUUAAAUGGGGAAGGCUGAUUUUGCAGCCACUGGCUCUCUGGAAACAUCUCAACCUCUUCCUGAAGGCAACUUCAGUAGCAGUAUGGCCGGGUGGGGGGUGCUUACCUACCUUAUAACACUAGAAAAACAUCAGGAAGACCAAAGUUACCACAUGACUAUUUAAACAAUAAGAAAUUAGACAAGAGUGGACCAUUUUUAUAGAACUGUACAGCUAUGCCAGGUUUGUUUCAUAAAUAAAGACUUUUACCCACAA